Rotaria sordida is the source of this 392-nucleotide messenger RNA. NCBI's taxonomy places the organism in Eukaryota, Metazoa, Rotifera, Eurotatoria, Philodinida, Philodinidae. The record is from the annotation of a GenBank genome assembly.
AUGGACAAAGAAAAUUCUGAUAAUUUGUUCAACUUAUUGCUGGACAAUGCUGUUAAUAAAUUAGAACCAUCAUCACAUACACGUAAACAACGACGAUGGCGUAAUAAGCAAAAAGAUAAACUCUAUUGUACUCAAUUAUCUGUGCCUCGUUUAUUGACUGAACAAAUUAAAGAAUCAAAUCAAUAUUUAUCCAAAAUUAAUGGAAAUUUUGAAGAUGAUGUUGCUGUAAAUGAUCCAGUUUUUAAUGAUAAUAUACUUUUUCAUGAUAUACUUAUGGAUGAUACAAAUGCUGAUGUCGCAGCUGCUGGUGGUAGAUUAGAUGAUGAUACACAUGCUGAUCGUACAUUUGAUGAUAAUUAUAUACUCAAUGAUGAUUAUUAUAAUUAUAAAUU